AUGGCUUCCGAUUCCUCUCGGGCCAACACUCACGGCGCACCAUUGUCGCCUGAUAGUUUGGCUUCGAGUCCAAUCGGCAAUACAUUUUCUUCUCCCGGUGAUUCCAGGCGCCAGAAACGUGGCCGGCGGUCUUCAUACACUACUCCGCCACCGCCGUCGGACGAUGCCCCGCCUUCCUCUGAUGUUGGCGAUGGAGAUGAUAUAGAUGAGGCCCCGCCUAUGUAUGUUUGGGGCACUAAUAUCAGUGUUCAAGAUGUGAAUGCAGCUAUUUUGAGGUUUUUGAGGCAUUUUUGUGAAAAUCCACACCAGAUUGAAGGGAAAUACAUGCAGGCUAUUAAUCACGUAAUUGAAAUCGAGGGCGAUGUUGAUGCGCAGGAUGUUUACGAUUAUGAUAGUGAUCUUUACACCAAAAUGGUUAGGUACCCACUAGAGGUUUUAGCCAUUUUUGAUAUUGUCUUGAUGGAUAUGGUCAGUAGAAUCCAUCCACUAUUCGAGAAGCAUAUACAAGCUAGGAUUUUUAAUCUCAGGAGCUCGAUUUCAAUGAGAAAUCUCAACCCAUCUGAUAUCGAAAAGAUGGUGUCCAUAAAAGGGAUGAUUAUCCGGCGUAGUUCGAUUAUUCCUGAGAUCAGGGAAGCCGUAUUUAGAUGUCUCCCUUGUGGUUACUACUCUGACCCAAUUGUUGUUGACAGAGGAAACUAA
Fraxinus pennsylvanica is the source of this 699-nucleotide messenger RNA. The record is from the annotation of a GenBank genome assembly. NCBI's taxonomy places the organism in Eukaryota, Viridiplantae, Streptophyta, Magnoliopsida, Lamiales, Oleaceae.